AUGACCAAACGUCGAGCUAAAAACGCUAAACCAACUGGAUUAAACAAAUCUCUGGGCAAUGCGUUGCAGAAUCGUGCCGAAAAUCGUUUCGCCACCACUUCUAGUACAGCUCCCGUCGUUUCUGAGGUAAUUAAAUUGUUUCUAUGUCAGUUUUUCAUGUUUUUAAGUUCUUUUUUAGCCGAAGUCUGCAAAAGUUUUGGCGUCCGUGACACAUGAAAACGCAUACGAAGAGUUUUUCAACAAUGCUGAGCUGGCUGGACGGGAUUUUGUAGCAAACAGAGGCGAUUUUCAGUUGUUACAAACGUGAGUAAAUCUUGUGUCGUUUUAUUCUUUUUUGUUUAGUACAACUUCCGUGGUGGAUGUGCAGAGUUUGCAAGAUAAGACGUUCGAAGACCUAAAUAAGAAGUUUGGCCAUCUGUUGAAAAUCCCGAGAAGACCGGAUCCGCAUAGUUAUUCUACACCUGAAGGUCUCGAGACCCAAGAGAUGAGGAAUUUUCUAGAAUGGCGCAAAUCCCUUGCCCAACUUGCGGAGGUAAAUCAGUUUCUGUUAAUAACUUGAGUGUUAUUUUAACGCUGUCGUUUUGAUAGGUAUAGGCGAUGAUGAUGCAUUGCACGGAGGACGGAUUAGUACGGAAAUAAUGUUGAAAGUUUUUAGGGAGACGGAAUUGUCCUCACUCCAUUCGAACGUAACCUAGAACUAUGGAGGCAGUUGUGGCGCGUUGUCGAGAGAAGUGAUAUUGUGGUUCAGAUUGUCGAUGCCAGGAAUCCGCUUUUAUUUCGUAAUGAGGAUCUGGAGGUAUACACAAGUGAAUUUGUACAUCCGAAAAGGUGCAUUCUUUUGGUGAACAAGGCUGACCUCCUAACUUCUGAACAAAUCGUAUUGUGGAAGGAAUACUUUUCCCAACAAGGGAUUGAAGCCAUAUUUUGGUCAGCUGCACUUGCUAGCAACGAAGAAGUAGAAGAGAGAGAAAGGUCAAAAAUGGAAGCUGUCGUCGAUUCAACGGAGGUUGGUGCCUUACUGUUUGUCAAUAUUCCUAUUUUAGGAGUUGAUAAGUGCCCUGAAGAAAGCUGCAUUUGACGCUAAGCCUGGGGGCAGCAACGUUACUGUGGGGAUGACUGGUUAUCCCAAUGUUGGUAAAAGUUCUACAAUUAAUAGGAUUGUCGGAGCCAAAAAGACUUCUGUCUCGGCUACCCCUGGAAAGACGAAGCACUUCCAGACUCUGAUUGUGGAUGAAGAGAUUACUCUGUGUGAUUGUCCUGGGCUGGUAAUGCCGUCACUUGGCUUCUCUCCAGCGGAAAUGUUGUUGAACGGUAACAUUUAUAGCUUUUUUUAAACUUUUGUUUUAGGCAUCCUCCCUGUCGACCAAAUGCGGGACUGUAUUCCUCCGAUUCAACUGUUAUGCAACCGAGUUCCAAGGGAGGCAUUGGAGUCAUUGUAUUCUAUACUUUUGCCUAAACCUGCCGACUUUGAAGAUCCAAAUAGACCGCCUACUGCUCAUGAAUUCCUGACUACAUUGGCUUUCAUGAGGGGAUUUAUGACAGAAGCUGGAGUUCCUGAUGGGUCAAGAGUAGCAAGAGUCGUUGUGAAGGACGUCUUCAAUGGAAAGUUGAAAUGGACAGCAGCUCCUCCAGGAAUCGAUCAGACCGAAUAUGACAAGUUUACUUAUAGAGACAUAAAAAAGUCUGAUGCUGGGAAGAGCGGGGAGGUUUUGUUAGACCAGGUAUGUCAUAUUGUCGUUCGCUGACAUUUUUUAGCUGAGGAAGAAAAAUUACUUGGUUACGGAUGGAGCUUUGGGAAAUGCGUUAGACGUUGGGUUCUUCAACAAGAAUGUAAGUGGUGGCGCACAUCUUAGAUCGGCAAAGAGUGAUAAGGAUGGAAGUGGCAAGAAACAUUUCAAGGGGAAGAAGGACAAGUUGCGGAGGAUACACAAUGAUUUGGAUGCAUGA
This is a messenger RNA of Bursaphelenchus xylophilus (pine wood nematode), 1947 nucleotides long. NCBI's taxonomy places the organism in Eukaryota, Metazoa, Nematoda, Chromadorea, Rhabditida, Aphelenchoididae. The record is from the annotation of a GenBank genome assembly.